Exaiptasia diaphana is the source of this 1153-nucleotide messenger RNA. RefSeq lists its product as uncharacterized. Lineage: Eukaryota; Metazoa; Cnidaria; Anthozoa; Actiniaria; Aiptasiidae. The record is from RefSeq and is a predicted model, not a curated record.
GUAUUUUAUCUAAAGAUGAAGAAAGACAAGUCUUGUGUUCAAGGUUUUCUGGAAUGACUUUGAAAUCYGCUGGAAAACGUGACCCGRUUGAUUUGAACAAUGACCAGUUACCAAGACUUGGUUCUGUGCGGUCGACCAGGAAGUCACCAUUGACCAAACUAAAGCCAUCUCUACCAAAGAUACAAGCAAAUGGUGAGGACAGAAAAGAGAUUAUCACCCCUCCAUUGUCUAGAGAAAAGCUUACAAUGUCAGCUCAAGGGAGAAAAGUUCUCAAUAAAAUCAUGUCUGAAGCUGAAAAAGGCAAUAGCAAGGCAUCUAAUUCAAGCAUUGUGGAGGCUGUAGAUAAGUGGUUAACAACAGCUACUGACAAGGAACGUGAGGUUGCCCUUAAAUUUUUCUCCACAUUGGCUGGAACAAAGACAGAGUUUAUGAAGGCACCGUUGCAGAAAUACCAUACUCAUACAGAAGGGAAUUGUCAUUACUGUGAUGGUGAUAGAAUCAAUGAAACUUUAGAGACUCUAGCCCAGAGAGACAAGMCACCUUUCMGAAGCAAGGCAGCAACCCAUAAAAAAGAACCAAAUCUUGCCAACCGUUCUUUUUACCAACACCCAAGACUUCCAUCAAGAGUACGACGCUCCUACCAGACCUGGCAUCAUUUGCCUGUGUACAACUACAACCACGGGGUAGCAAAUAAAAGCGCUAUGUUUACCCAACCCCAUAAAUUCAUUGGACGACAUUUCAGUAUUCAUCCAGAAUGGGGGCUUCACACAAGGGUUAAAAAUUGUUGAUUGUCUGAGUGUAAAAUGCACUUUUGAAGCGGUUUGAAUGUGUGAACUUAACACUGUUUGAACAACAAAAAAUUAAGAAAAAAGUACACAGCAACCCUUUGAUAUACUGCGGUGAUUUAAAUUUGACCGUUCAAUUAUGAACAACUCUUUUUUAUCGAAUGACGAAAGUACAUCAUUUAUGAGGUGAUUCCUUACAGAAAUAUGUGAUUUUUCACAGUAAAAUGUCAUAUCUAUAAGCUACCCCUAGAAAAUGUAUUCUAAGAGUUCCGUAGCUGAAAAAUUAAAUGAUAUUUAUUCGAUUUUAAAAAAUGUGAAAUGGUAAUCUAGUAAGAAAUGAUCAAAUAAAAUAAGAUGAAUUUGUACGA